This is a messenger RNA of Aphis gossypii (cotton aphid), 1041 nucleotides long. RefSeq names its product zinc finger MYM-type protein 1-like. Lineage: Eukaryota; Metazoa; Arthropoda; Insecta; Hemiptera; Aphididae. Bases 1 to 1041 code for a protein of 346 amino acids. The record is from RefSeq and is a predicted model, not a curated record. The transcript has 2 exons.
AUGCUUUUUGGAACUAAUUUACAUAGUAAUUUGGAAAAAUCAUGGACCAAAGAAGGAUUUAAUAAAUGGAAAAAUUGUUCAUUUGCUAUUCAAAGACAUGAAUUAACUCCAGAUCAUGUAACAUCAUCUUUAAAGUUUAAGUUACGUCAAAAAAAUGUGCCAAUUUUACCUUUGAUUGAAAAUAAUAGAAAAACUCAGAUAGCAAUGAAUAGACACGUUUUAUUAGAGCUUAUAGACAUUGUUAUAUACAUGGCACGUCAUAACCUAGCAUUUCGCGGACAUUUUGAGGAUUGGUCUUCAAAUUCCAAGGGUAAUUUUAAAGACUUAGUUAUGCUAAUGUCUAAAAAUUCAGGACCAUUAGCGGAACACAUAAACCGUAUUCAACAAAAUGGAAAACUUGAAACAUCUUUUGUUUCAUGGCAAAGACAAAAUCAGCUGAUAGAAGCUAUUGCCGAAGAUAUAUCAUUUCAAGUACGAUCAUUUAUUAAAUCUGUAAGAAUGUUUAGUAUAUCAAUUGAUACUACAUUUGAUGCAUCUCGUAAGGAACAAAUAUCAUUUAUAAUACGAUAUGCUGAUGAAGUUACUGGCGAGGUUCAUGAAAGGCUAUUAGCAGUAAAAGAAUCACCAGUUACAUCUGGAAAAAAUUUAUUUGAUAUUUUUGUAAACGUAAUGGAAGCUGAAAAUUUGAAUUGGAAGGAAGAGUUGGUUGGUCAAUCCUAUGACGGAGCUAGUAACAUGCGUGGUAAUUAUACAGAUCUCCAAGCUUAUAUUAAAGCAGAAAACCCGCGAGCAUUAUUUGUUUGGUGUCACUCCCAUCGCUUGGCUUUAGUAGUAAAACAAGCAGUAUCUUGUAACUCUAACGCUGUUGAUUUAUUUGGGAAUUUAGAAACUCUCUAUGUGUUUCUUUGGUGUUCAAAAAAAAGAGCAGCGAUUUUCAGAGAAAUUCAAAUUGAAUGUAAUAAUAUGGAGGUAAAAAAAAUCCGUUGCAUGCUGUUCAGAGAGUUAGCACAACUCGAUGGAGUUCUCAUUCAGCAGCAUUAA